Molecule: messenger RNA, 2361 nt
Organism: Stegodyphus dumicola
Lineage: Eukaryota; Metazoa; Arthropoda; Arachnida; Araneae; Eresidae
Product: KH homology domain-containing protein 4-like
Cellular component (GO): nucleus
Molecular function (GO): RNA binding
Source: RefSeq, a predicted model, not a curated record
AUGCCAUUCUAUAUUUAUUUGCUUAGUGUUUCUUGUUUGGCUACAUAUUUAACAACCGUUUGCAGUUAUGGCACCAGAUGGCGCUUUGAAGUUGCCAGUAGUAGUAAAUUGAGAGCCAGAAUGAGUAAGAGCAGCUUGGAGGCAGCAGCAGAAGCUGCUGCUAGAGUCAAUGCUAUGUUGAUAGCAAAAGGAAAGCUCAAGCUCUCACCAUCUCAGAUAAAACCCAAAAUUGGAACAAAUAUUUCUGGCAGGGCAAAAGCGGUCGGAGACCUAGUGACGGCUGAAGUGGAUAUCAAUGAUGCUCCUCUCAGUGCUAGAAAUUUACUGACUAGGGGGCACACCCAAGAUGAAAUAUGCAAGUUAAGCGGAGCUGCAAUUUCAACUCGGGGGAGGUACAUGACACCCGAAGAGAGGCAAAAUAUUGCAACUCCCGAGUGUCGUCCUCUAUAUUUGAAUGUGCAAGCUUCGUCAUACGAUGCUAUAAAGAUUGCCGUAAGGAGAAUACAGGAGAUAAUCGAUCACCAUGUCCUCGCUUCUGGUGUACCUAAGAGUGCCACUGUGGGAGUUGUUACCUACCCCACAGCUUGUACAAAUGGUGCUGUUGGUUCUGCAAUGCCUGUUCAAACGAAUCAUGCUUCAUCAGGGACCCAUUUUGUACAAGACAAGGUUUUCAUAGGGCUAGAGCAAGCUCCACCAGAAUAUCCUGUUCGAGAAAAGAUACUGGGCCCUGGUGGUUCUUUUCUUCAACACAUACGUACUGAAACUGGAGCCACUGUGACACUGAGGGGCAAAGGUUCAGGUUUCAUUGAACCAACUUCUGGACGAGAAGCUUUUGAACCUCUUUAUAUUCAUAUUACGCAUCCAAAAAGUGAAGGCCUACAAGCAGCAAAGGCAUUGGCAAUAAACUUAGUUGAAACAGCUCAUGUCGAGUUUGCGCAGUGGCAGCAAACGCAACAGCAGUCUGUUCUCCAACCACUGACAUCCGUUAUGCUUCCUCAAGCGACGCAGGUUGCAUAUCAGAAUCAAGUUAUGGUGACUCCAGCCGUAUUGCCGGUCAACCCUGGAGCUCUUUCGACUGGAACUGGAGUUGUUGCCACUGGAAUACAAAUACCAGCACCUGUGUCUGCUGCACCUGGUGCAGCUCUCACUGCAGGAAUUCCGAGUUUGAUGCAUGCAAGUGUGCCAGCUCUUGUCUCUCCUGUAUCUGUGGUGUCCUCUGUUCCUGUGUCUGUACAGGGUAUUCCUUCUCCGACUGUCAUCACCUAUCCGACCUAUGUGGCCAACACAAAUUCCGUUAUAGCGAGACCAGCUGCUUCCGUUCUGGCUCGACCUGCAGCGCCUGCAGUCAGUAUAAUCGGGGUCAUGCCGACAAUGUCCGCCACGGCUGCUUACAGUGCCGCACGGCAGAGGCCUCCUUUUCAAGCCCAUCAGAUUGCAUUUUCUCAGCCUGUAGUUUAUGCGAAUGUGCCUGUAUCUCAAGCAAGUCUGACUCAGACUGCUGUUCCUCCUACCUCUGUGGUGAUGACAAUACCCGAAACAGCAACGUAUCCGUUGCCGUCUCAGUUUUCUCAUCCUCCUCCUCUCCACCAGAGGGAGUCAGACCUCCUCAAGCAUAGAUAUUACAAUAAUAGUAUGGGAGUCAGUUUGAUACCAACUUCCAAGACAGAAAUUUCACCCUGCUUGCAGGAGUCUAAUGUGAACCCUCCAACAGAGCUGCAGCCCAGGAAAGGAUCCACCAAACGUGCUCUUGAAGCUCAAGACAGAGACCUCAUGCCUCCCCCCGUCGCCCUUGCGUCAACUCCUUCGUCCAGUGGAAAGCAAGCUACCGAGAAGCCGUCUGUAGAAACAGAAGAACCUGUAAAGAAAAAAGCAAAAGGAGCUUUAGGUGGCAUAGCCUCUGUCUAUGGAUCGGAUGACUCAGAUGAGGAAGAGAAUGAGGAACCGGCUUCUGCAACAGCAAAACAACGAUAAUGACAUGACAUUUUAGUCCUUCAUCAUGUAUUGCAUCCAAAGCCUUUUACAAAUGGUAUGCAUGGUGUCGACGAACUAAGUCAGUGACUAUAAUAAUAAUGAAAUAAUUCUGUAAAUAUGAUAUUGCACAAGGAACGAGUUUAAAAAUUUAAAAACGAGUCUUAGAUAAGUGCCUUUGCUUUUUUCUGGAUGUAUAUAGUUGACUGCUUAUAACAAAUACAAUCCACUUUUUGUGGAUUGGCAAUGUAAAUACUGUAAAGAAAGCUGCUAGCUUCAGUUUACUGUAAUUUCUAAGCACAUUACAGUUCAAAUGUAUAAAGUAACAGCUAGUUCUGUUCGUCCUAACAAAUUAUCAUUCUUAAAUAAAUUUUUAUCUGAUUUUCACUCUUA